Messenger RNA from Melampsora larici-populina 98AG31, 1275 nucleotides. RefSeq names its product family 4 carbohydrate esterase. Gene Ontology annotation, biological process: carbohydrate metabolic process. The record is from RefSeq and is a predicted model, not a curated record. NCBI's taxonomy places the organism in Eukaryota, Fungi, Basidiomycota, Pucciniomycetes, Pucciniales, Melampsoraceae. The transcript has 9 exons. Gene Ontology annotation, molecular function: hydrolase activity, acting on carbon-nitrogen (but not peptide) bonds. Bases 1 to 1275 code for a protein of 424 amino acids.
AUGAAGACCAUCAAUUUGAUUACCAUCCUUUCUCUAUUGAUUCUUAAACUUGAUUCAAUUUCUUCAAGUAAAACAACUUCAAAGCUCAGUAUAGAUGAUGAAUUAAUCAAAUUAUUUCAAACGAGUAUCUUAUUGAUCGCUUCGAAUACCAGUAAAUCUACCUCUCCGUCUAUCAAGACCACUCCUCCUAUCACUACUACUCCUAGAAAAACCACUCCCAUUACUUCCCCCAUUACUACCCCCACUACUACUGAAAGUACUGAAAGUACUGAAACCACUGAAACCACUGAAACUGCUGAUACUGCUGAUACUACUGAUUCCACUGAUUCCACCGCUACUUCUGCUACUUCUGAUACUUCUAAUACUUCUGCUACUUCUGAUACUACGGAUACCACGGAUACUAGUAGUACUAGUGAUACUAUUGAUUCGACGGAAUCAGAUCCUUCACAUCAGGGUCCUGUUCCACUUAGUAUAAAAUCUACCAGCAAACAACUAGAAAGUGGCAAAUCAAAAGCAGGUACUUCAAAAACCAAAGGAAAAUCGUUGAAUAGUAAGGGCGGUAACCGUACAGUACCUAUCUAUACAAUGUGCUCUAGAUCUCAAUCAUUUGCUUUAACUUUUGAUGAUGGUCCAAGUGAAUUUAGUAAAGGAUUAGACUCAACUUUAAAAAAACAUCAAUCUCAUGCCACUUUUUUUAUAAAUGGAUUAAAUAAUGGAUGUAUUUAUGAUUUUGCUGAUUUAUUAUUAGCAAGAUUUAAAGCUGGUCAUUUGAUUGGGAGUCAUACUUGGGGACAUACUCAUCUUGCUGAAGGUACUUCUGAACAAAUUCAUUUACAAUUGGAAUUACUUGAGAAAGCCAUGAUUAAGAUCUUAGGUGUUAAGCCUCUAUGGUUCAGACCUCCAUAUGGUGAAUAUAACGAUCUAGUAGUACAAGUCUUAACAGAAAGAGGUUAUAAAGGAUUAGUCAUGUGGAGUGAUGAUAGUGGAGAUUCAUUCGCAGAACCGCCAACUUCUGAGAAAAUGAUCGAGGCAUUCAAUCAGUAUCCUCCUCAAUCUAACAUCUUAUGUCAUGAGACUAAAAGCACUACUACUCAAGAAGUUAUGCCUACUGUCGUAAAGGACCUGAGCGAUAAAGGCUUGAAACUUAUACCGAUUGCACAAUGUUUGGAUAUCUCCGAUAACCCCAAAGAUUGGUAUGAAUAUGUUGGUGAACCAUCAAAGAAAGAUGAAACUUGGACUUGUGAAGGUACACCAUUACCUGGAAGUUUUGUAUAA